AUGGCUCGUGUUUCUCACCUCUCUCUCCUCCCUCUCCUCCUCUCCCUCAUCGCCGCCUCCGACGUCCCCCCGCCGUCCUUCCAGAUCCCACUGCCCGAGCAGGAAGCUGUCUACUUCGCGCUCGAAGCCAUCAACCCCACCAUCCCCUGGCGCACACUUUUCCCCGACGAUCUUUGCCUCUACGGCCCACACGGUAUUGUCUGCGAGCUCUUCCCUGACUCCUCCUCCACCGCCGCCGUCGCCGUUCCUCACGUCACCGAGCUUAACUUUGGGUACGUCUCCGACUUCUCUUCCAACCCUUCAUGCGCUCUAAACGCUUCUUUUCCCACAUCCCUCUCCGCUCUACCGUACCUCCGCAAGCUCUUCUUCUUCUCCUGCUUCACCGGCGAGAAAACUACCCUUUUCGAGAACCUUCUCGAAUCUCUCCUCCUCUAUCGAAGAGCUCAACAAGGGAUUUCCGGAAAUAUCCCCGACGAGAUCGGAAAUUUACGAAAUCUCGAGCAGUUAGUUCUCACCGGGAACCGCCUCCACGGUGCGAUCCCAACCUCCAUCGGCCAAUGCCUUCGGUUGAAGAUACUUGAUCUAAGCUUCAACCGGAUCACCGGUCGGUUCCCGGACAAGAUCGGACGGCUGACAGAGCUCGUCAAGCUUGAUCUCAGCUCAAACCACCUCAUCGGACCGAUCCCUGCCGUUCUCACCUCGCUUGAUCUUCUCGAAUUCUUGGAUUUAAGCCAUAACCGUUUCACCGGCGGUGUCCCGAUCGCGCUCGCCGAGCUGGUGAACCUAAGAGAGGUUUAUCUCACCGGGAACCCUCUCGGUGGUGGUAUUCCUGAAAUUUGGAGCAAACUCAAGGGUAUAACGGGAAUAGGAAUGUCUGGGUUGGGACUAGUUGGUAAUAUUCCAAGCUCGAUGGGGGUAUUUCUGGAAAACAUUUGUUUUCUCGCUUUGGAUAACAACUUCUUGGAGGGAGAGCUGCCGGAGCAGUUUAAGAAGCUUGAGAGAUCCGCGAAGGAGGUUAACUUUGAGAAUAACUUGCUCCGUGGUCGGAUCCCGUUCUCCGCCGCCUUCAUUGAGAGUCUCGGUGGUAAACUUAAAAAUUCCCCAUUCUACCCUUCCAUCCUCCAAAGCUCACAUCCUUAA
Messenger RNA from Dioscorea cayenensis subsp. rotundata (Guinea yam), 1140 nucleotides. Its product is annotated as receptor like protein 29. The transcript has 3 exons. Bases 1 to 1140 code for a protein of 379 amino acids. Gene Ontology annotation, molecular function: protein binding. The record is from RefSeq and is a predicted model, not a curated record. Lineage: Eukaryota; Viridiplantae; Streptophyta; Magnoliopsida; Dioscoreales; Dioscoreaceae.